CCGUCCUGGGCAACUUCCUGGACGUGCCCGGACGCGCCGGCAGGAUCCAGCCUUGGUUCCAGGCCAUGAUCGCCAAGUACGGCUACCUGCUGCGGUUCUGGUUCGGGCCGAAGCUCGUGGUGUGCGUGAUCGACCCCAAGGACGUGGAGGCGGUCAUCUCGUCGCCGAGCUGCGCGGCCAAGCCGGACAGCGCGUACCGCCUGCUGGAGACGGUGCUGGGCAAGGGCAUGGCGUCGCUCAACGGCCCCGAGCACCGCCGCCACCGGAAGAUGAUCCUGCCGCUGCUGCAUCGCGACAUGCUCGCCCAGUUCCAGCCCCUCAUGCACCUGUCCGCCCUGGAGCUGGCCGACAGCCUCGCUGACAAGGCCGCCAGCGGGGAGGUGUUCGACGUGUCCAUGCUGUGCGGCCUGGCGGCGCUCAACGUCACCUACCGCACCAUCCUGGACGUCGACCAGGGCCUGUACGAGGCGACGCGAGAGCAGCGCCGCCUGGUGGUGGAGAGCACGACCAGGGUCUCGGAGCUGCUCUGGUACCGCGUGGUGCGGCCGUGGCGCCACCCCGACUGGCUGUUCCGGCUGGACCCCAACCACGCCGAGCUGGAGCAGGUCAUCGGUCUGUACGACCGGCUCAUCACGGACGUCCUGGACGACAAGCUGGACAAGAUGUCGGAACCCAGGCAGCAGCAGUCACGGCGGUCGCUGCUGGACAUCCUGCUGGACUCGGAGGGCGGCCGGACCCUCUCCAGGGCGGAGGUGUUCGCCGAGCUCAAGACCAUGGUGGCGGGCACGUUCGCCACCUCCAUGGACGUCAUGUCCAUGGUGCUGCUGGUGCUGUCCCUGCUGCCGGACGAGCUGGCGCGGAUACACCGAGAGCUGGAUGAUGUGCUGGGCGACCGGCCGCUGGAGACGGCCGACCUGGACCACCUGUGCGCGCUGGAGCGGCUCAUCAGGGAGGCGCUGCGCUACUACCCGCCGUUCCCCGUGCUGGGCAGGACCUGCGAGAAGGACCUGCGGCUGCCGUCGGGACACACGCUGCCGGCCGGCUGCUACAUCGCGCUCUGCCCGCUGGCCACGCAGUGGCACCCAGAGUACUACCCGCGGCCGGAGAAGUUCGACCCGGACCGCUUCCUGGCCGAGGCCGCGGCGGCGCGCCCGGCCUGCUCCUUCCUGCCGUUCAGCGCGGGCAUCCGGGGCUGCAUCGGCGAGCGGUACACCUUCAUGCUGCUCAAGACGUGCCUGGCCACCGUGCUGCGGCGCUACGACGUGCUGCCCGACCCGGACGGCCCCAAGGAGGUCCAGCGCAUCAAGAUGACCGUGUCCAUCACGUUCCACCCCAAGAACGGCUGCAAGCUGCGGCUGCGGCAGCGACAGCGGCCGCCCGCGGGAGGCUAG
Molecule: messenger RNA, 1391 nt
Organism: Thrips palmi
Lineage: Eukaryota; Metazoa; Arthropoda; Insecta; Thysanoptera; Thripidae
Product: cytochrome P450 4d2-like
Exons: 6
Coding region: 66-1391 (441 amino acids)
Molecular function (GO): iron ion binding; heme binding; oxidoreductase activity, acting on paired donors, with incorporation or reduction of molecular oxygen
Source: RefSeq, a predicted model, not a curated record